GAUGGAUGGAUGGAAGGCAGAAAAGGGGUUUACCCACCGGAAGAGCUGGCAGACCACGUGGUCUUGCGGGACCACAGUCCGUAACGGGGGGUGGUCUGACUGGGCGGCCACUACCCACUCAAAAUGGGCAGCACUCUUGGGGGAGCGUGUGCCCGGGGACUUGCGUCGCUUUCCUCCGGGUUCCGGGUUUUCGCGAGGGUCCUACUUCCCCGGAGAGGGCGGGCUCCCCCGCGGCGCUUUGUGGGCGGAGCUGGCAGCGGGGAUUUCGGAGCCCCCCGGAAGACACACCCGCGGUGGGCUGGCUUCCUAUUGCGACCACGAGGGGCUGGGCGGACAGAGGUCCGCACCAGGGCUGGGGGGAAGGAAAGGGGUGUCGGGAGAGCAGAGGUGCGGGAGACCCCAGGCAGGGUUUUAGGUUUAAGAGGCCGGAGCGCUGGGGGCUGAGAGAAGGGCGGCCUUGGUCGCUGCAGCCGGCGAGUGAAGCCGGUUCAGGGGACCCCUCCCAUUCCGGCCCUCAAAGCUCCGCUCCUGAGGGUGCGGCUGGGAAAUCCCACUUUAGUCAGUGGUCUUGAGCUUAUGCAGGACUACCCACCCAGGCCGGCUCUUGAUGGGAAUUUGGAAAAGGCCCCCAUCCAGUACGGAAGGCUGGGGUCCUCUGGGCUUCCGAAGCCUACGUGAACGUUGGACAUUUUUUGAAGAAUGAUUCUUGAGUGGGGGUGUGAUAUGUCCUUAAAAGGCUGGCAAAGAACAAAAUCUGUUACGACCUAGUCUUUCUUUUAAGGAGACACUGGAGCUUAAAGCUUCAAGUGCAAGCCCUCUCACACCCCCAUCUCUGGUUCUUCCUGCGUUCAAGCUCCAUCUGUUUUAAAUAUAUUUCUGUGUGUUACGGAGCUCUCCUGCCUUUGGCCCCUUUAGAAGAGUUUAAGGCAGCUACUCAAGCCUCCCCUGCCAGCUGCCUCCUUCUAAGAGUUUUUUUAGAGUUGUUGAAGUCACACUGUCCUCUAGGAGCCUCCGGGUCCUAGUGCUGCAGAGGCAAGCCAGAGUCCUGAGGGCAGGAUAUUGUGGUCAGAGGAGGCCCACACAAGCCUCUUGCCAGAGACUCCAGCACUUUCCUCAUCAGAGGUGGAUAAGGUGGGCUGAGACCAGAGAAUCCUUCAUCAUGCUGCAGCAGCUCCUGAUCACCCUGCCCACCAAGGCCAGUACCUGGGUGAAGUUGCAUCAUCCAAGGAAGGCCAAGGAGGGGGCACCUCUGUGGGAGGAUGUGACGAAAAUGUUCCAGGGAGAAGCUCUGCUGUCUCAGGAUGCUGAUGUUAGCGAGAGAAAAGGUUUAGAGGACAAAGUGGCCCCUGGGCCCUCAACAGCAGAAUCCAAGGAACUGUUAACCUUCAAGGACGUAUCUGUGGACUUCACCCAGGAGGAGUGGGGGCAGCUAGCCCCCGCUCACCGGAAUCUGUACCGGGAGGUGAUGCUGGAGAACUAUGGGAACCUGGUCUCAGUGGGAUAUCAACUUUCCAAGCCUAGUGUGAUUUCCCAGUUGGAGAAAGGAGAAGAACCAUGGCUGACAGAGAAAGAAGGCCCAGGAGAUACCAGUUCAGACUUGAAGAGUAAAGCAGAAACCAUUGAUGCAACCACAAAGGGUGACAUUCCACAGGGACAGCUGUAUCAUAGCAUUAUAAUGGAAAGGUCCUUGAGCGAUGACAUAAUUUAUUCCACAUUGAGAAAAGUUGCCAAAUAUGGUGAUACGUUAAAAAGGCACCAGGAAAUCUGUGGGAGAGAUGUGAGGCAAACCAUCUUGACCCACAAGAACAGUGGCCUAGAAACUAACAGAUUUAUGGAAAAUAUUAUAGUGAGUUCAAAUGUUGUUAAGGAACAGAGACAUUAUAAAUGUGACACACCUAAAAAGAGGAGCAUAUACAAUUUAGAUUUCAUUAAUCAUCCAACAGGUUACAUGAGAACAAAAACCUUUCAAUGUAACAUAUGUGAAAAAAUCUUCAAACAACCCAUUCACCUUACUGAACACAUGAGAAUUCAUACUGGUGAGAAACCUUUCAGAUGUAAGGAAUGUGGAAGGGCCUUUAGUCAAAGCGCAUCCCUUAAUACACACCAGAGAAUCCAUACUGGUGAAAAACCCUAUGAAUGUGAGGAGUGUGGCAAAGCCUUCAGACAUCGCUCAUCUCUUAAUCAGCAUCAUAGAACUCACACUGGGGAGAAGCCCUAUGUAUGCGAUAAAUGUCAGAAAGCUUUCAGCCAGAACGUUAGCUUGAUCCAACAUUUGAGAACUCAUUCUGGAGAGAAACCCUUUACAUGCAACGAAUGUGGAAAAACCUUUCGGCAGAUUCGACACCUUAAUGAACAUCUGAGAAUUCAUACUGGAGAGAAGCCUUAUGCGUGUACUGCAUGUUGUAAAGUCUUUAGCCAUAGAGCAUAUUUAACACAUCACCAGAGAAUCCAUACUGGGGAGAAACCCUACAAAUGCAGGGAAUGUGGGAAAUCCUUUAGGCAGAGGAUACACCUUAGCAACCAUAAAACUGUUCAUACAGGAGUGAAAGCAUAUGAAUGCAAUCGCUGUGGAAAAGCCUAUAGGCAUGAUUCAUCCUUUAAGAAACAUCAGAGACAUCACACUGGAGAAAAACCUUAUGAAUGUAAUGAAUGUGGAAAAGCAUUCAGCUAUAAUUCAUCGCUUAGCCGACAUCAUGAAAUACACAGGAGGAACUCCUUCACAAAUAAUGUGUAAAAACAGAUUAUCCAGCGUAAGAACUAAAAAAGCCAAAUCUAAAUCUAGGCUUUUAAUUUUAAGACUCAGGACUCACGCAUGAAUUUGAGGGACUUACAUAACAAUGUCAACUUUUCAUUUUGCCAAUUCCAUAAAUAAAAACUGCAAUGAUAGGUACUAUCCACUAACAAACACCAUAAAAAAAAAAAACAUACAAAGUACUUAAUCAAGAAUAAAGGAUGGUCUUUCAGAUUAAAUAAAUUCAGUAUUAUGAAAAAUUCAUUGUGGAUUAACAAAUUUUCUUCAUGGGCAUUCCCUGAUUCACAGACCAACAUUUGUGAACCACUGUUUAAAAUAUCACUACCCCUAAUUUUUUUAAUAAAAAUUUUUAAUGGAAAAAAAUUUCACAUGGUAUAAAAUUCAAAAGGUAUGGAAGGUUGUAUACAGUGAAAAGCCUCCUUUCUGUAUUCCCCUACCACCAAAUCUUAACCAGAGGCAACCGUUUUUUUCAAACCAAUUUUUUUCUGUACCUUUUGAGAGAUUUUCUUUUUAGAUCCAAGAUGAUACAAAUACAGUUUUUAAGGAGAUAUGGCAGGUUACUAAAAAACAUAUCUGCACAUUACUUUUAUUA
Molecule: messenger RNA, 3344 nt
Organism: Loxodonta africana (African savanna elephant)
Lineage: Eukaryota; Metazoa; Chordata; Mammalia; Proboscidea; Elephantidae
Gene: ZFP69
Product: ZFP69 zinc finger protein
Exons: 6
Coding region: 1160-2734 (524 amino acids)
Biological process (GO): regulation of transcription by RNA polymerase II
Molecular function (GO): RNA polymerase II cis-regulatory region sequence-specific DNA binding; DNA-binding transcription factor activity, RNA polymerase II-specific
Source: RefSeq, a predicted model, not a curated record